AAACCGUGACAGGAACAGCAUCACGGGACUCACUGCACGUAAUAGAUUAAUAAAAUAUUAUAUGUAACCUUUCUGUACAUACCUGCAAUAUAAGACAGCAUGUCUAGACAAUCGAACAGAGCUGCAGACAACAAGAAAAUGAAUUCUGAACUAUUUACCCUCACCUAUGGAGCCCUGGUCACUCAGCUGUGUAAGGACUAUGAAAAUGAUGAGGAGGUGAAUAAACAACUGGAUAAGAUGGGAUACAAUAUCGGUGUGCGUCUGAUUGAGGACUUCUUGGCUCGGUCAAGUGUGGGGAGGUGUCAGGAUUUCCGAGAAACGGCCGAUGUCAUUGCAAAGGUUGCCUUCAAGAUGUAUUUGGGUUUCACCCCCAGCGUUACCAACUGGAGUCCUGCUGGAGAUGAGUUCUCUCUGAUCCUUGAAAGCAACCCUCUUGUAGACUUUGUAGAGAUUCCUGAUAACCACAGUAAUCUGGUGUACUCCAGCCUUCUCUGUGGAGUGCUGAGAGGAGCUCUUGAAAUGGUUCAAAUGGCAGUGGAUGUGCGUUUUGCUCAGGACACGCUAAGAGGUGACAACGUGACCGAAAUCCGCAUUAAGUUCAUCAAAAGGAUUGAGGAGAACAUGCCAGCUGGGGAUGAAUGAGGCGAUUUGGCAAAGGAGGCACUGGCCUUUUUGACCUGAGACUUUUUAUGUUGGGUUGUCAUCUCUGAUGGCAACCUCUUUGAGACCUUUAAUCAAUAAGGUGCAUCUUAUUUAACCCCAUCCUUCUUACACAAAAACUCAUGUACUGCUACCAGAAUGCUCUCCAGAGUUCACCAAUGAGAAGGUUCUCUGUUGCUGUUGUAAGUGUUCCAUCCAGAUGUUCUGCCCAAAUCACUAAGAUUAUCAUGGCCUUUCCAUCUGGUCCAUGUUAUUUAAUUUAGGCAGAUGGCUGCAAUAUUUCACAAGAUGUAAAUGCAUAAAUUUGUCUCUCUUUUUUUUUUAAGUCUGUUUCUUUCAAGUGUAUAUAAUUUGUUACUCUUCUAAAUUUCUUCAUCUUUUACAUUUUUUUUUCAUUCAACAGCCACGACCCAGCCCCUCAUUUUUCAUUCUUCCCGCUCAAUAGGCCUUUGACACAAACUAAUAUUUUCUUGAAGUUGUAAUAUGUCUUUCGACGCGACCGUAUCACUGUGGCAUUUUUAUGUUUGUGAAGCUUGUUUUGAAAACAAGUUUUAGAUUGCUAAUCUUAAACCAACAUUUGAAGAAAGGGCCCCAUGUUCAACAAGAACAGAGCCAUAGUCUUACACGCGGUGGUCAUAGAAGCACAUGUUUUUGGGAAAGGCUGAUAGUGUUAAGGGCUGUCUGGAAGAGGUCUAUGUAUGUAGAUAAUGGAACCUGUGUGUGCAUGUUACAGCUGCAUAGCCUGUGGCCAGUCUCUCCACACGUGUGUAAUGAAGUGUCACGACGGCCCCCAUCACCAUCCUCAGCUUGUCGUGUACGUUGCUUUGCAUCGUGGGACUGUUAUUCCUACAGAGCAGCAACACGAUGUGGUUAGUCAAACAACAAUAACAAGGGGCCUAAUUCGUCUCAGAUGUUUACUCAAGCAAUGUGGAAGCAAUCAGGGCCUGGAGGUUCACUGGUGCGUGUGCAGGACAGAGCUGUUUUUGGUGCAGUGAGUUUUAAUGCCGUAGCUGCGGGAUGCACUGUAGUGUGGACCAGUGUGUAUGGAGAGGAGGUCCUUCGCUGAAAGACAUCAAUUUCUCCAGUGCAGCUCAAACUUCAUUCCUGACACCUGUUAAUAGCCUUACAUCAUUUAGGAGUCAUGAUCUUGGCUCUCAUUUUCCAGCAUUCCACACCUCGUCAAUCACAAAUGGAAAGACAUUUUCUACUACUACUACUGCUGCUGCUGCUUCCCAGCUGGCCUUGAAAGCUGGAGCCGGACUCAGUUUUAUAAACUUUAACCCUUUUCAAAUUCAGUUUCCAUGCACUUCAUUUACCUUUUUUAAAAAAAUGUUAUUGAAUAAUGCAUUUAUUGUUUGUGUAUUGUUUUAUUACAUAAAGCCACUAGAGGUAGCUCUAUUCU
Xyrauchen texanus (razorback sucker) is the source of this 2062-nucleotide messenger RNA. Its product is annotated as trafficking protein particle complex subunit 3-like. NCBI's taxonomy places the organism in Eukaryota, Metazoa, Chordata, Actinopteri, Cypriniformes, Catostomidae. The coding region runs from base 100 to 642 and encodes 180 amino acids. The transcript is spliced from 5 exons. Gene Ontology annotation, biological process: intra-Golgi vesicle-mediated transport; endoplasmic reticulum to Golgi vesicle-mediated transport. The record is from RefSeq and is a predicted model, not a curated record. Gene Ontology annotation, cellular component: TRAPP complex; cytosol; cis-Golgi network membrane.